AUGGCCCCAACAUCUCCCCGCCGGUCUCACCACAUUGCUCUCCACAGCGCCGGUUCUGCGGGUGGCGCCCAGCUCUACAUUUCGUGUGCCCAGCUUAGCGUUACCGGGGGCUCCGGGGCCAUCAAGCCCGCCCAGAUGCUCUCCUUCCCCGGAUCUUACACCCCGACCGAUCCUGGCCUCAUGAUCAAUAUCUACUAUCCUGUCCCAACCUCAUAUACCGCCCCUGGUGGUGGUGAUGCCACCUGCUAA
Molecule: messenger RNA, 249 nt
Organism: Parascedosporium putredinis
Lineage: Eukaryota; Fungi; Ascomycota; Sordariomycetes; Microascales; Microascaceae
Source: the annotation of a GenBank genome assembly